Molecule: messenger RNA, 1615 nt
Organism: Pecten maximus
Lineage: Eukaryota; Metazoa; Mollusca; Bivalvia; Pectinida; Pectinidae
Product: uromodulin-like
Exons: 5
Coding region: 557-1285 (242 amino acids)
Source: RefSeq, a predicted model, not a curated record
GCCGACUUUUAGCUUAGAAGCACCCGAUUGUGAACCUAGAUGGAGGAUACAGAUUUACCCUAAAGGGAGUGUCACUUGCAGUUAUGUCAUAGCUGGAGUCCUUAACUGUAAUGCAACAACCACAACAAUUACUACAAUAGCGAGUUUUGAGACAACGGACCAGAAAAACAACCAGACCUCAGAUGCUAACGUUAAUGAUCUCACCACCGACUCCCCAACCACUGUCAAUCCUGUAUCAACCACUGCCAGUCCUGCACCAACCACUGUCAUCCCCGCAAAUGCCACCACGAGGUCAGACAUCGAGUGCGAAAGCGAUUUAAUCUCCCUGCAUGUUCCCCUCGGCUUACUUCCUUCCGGACAACAAGUGACAUGGAACGACCCCUCGUGUGUAGUUGCUAACAACGGGACUCAUUUGACCGGAAGUAUUGGCCUAGGCGACUGUGGAACCUAUGUCGUUUUCAACGAUUCCCACGUCACGUUUGAAAAUGAACUCGUUUCCCACGCCGGACCCAGAGAUGGUACAUUGGAACCUCAAUCAGGAAUCGACUUCGGGGCCAUGCCAAACUCCGUAAUCGUCGUCCAGUGUGUGUAUCCUAGACGCGAGCAGGAAUCACUUGCCUUUCGCCCAGUACAAGGACAGGUCCGCUUCUUUGAGAAGACUCUAGGUCAUAUGCUGGUCCAUAUGAGACAAGCCCGUGACGUGACAUUUGCUGAUACGUAUGCGCGUCAGGAUGAACCACGCACAGUCCACCUUAACGACGAAGUGUUUAUAAAACUAACCACAGACCAAGGAAAUGUGACAACAGUGGCAAUCAAUGUAGACCGCUGUCUGGCUACACCAUCGCCGUCCCCAUUGGAUACGGACUUCCAGGAACUGACCAAUAAUGGGUGCCCUGCCAUUUCUUCGGUGAGAAUCCACAACUCCCCAGCAACCGAGGUCCAUCUGUCCUUCCAUGCCUUCCAGUUCACCAGCCAUCCUGGCGCUCCCGUGUAUAUCCACUGCGAGGUAUACGUCUGCCCCUUGAGUAAUCCUCACUGUGUUACCGGAUGUACCAAUGUAGUUGCGAGGUCGCGUCGAGCAGCAACGGGCGGAAUCAAGACCCAUCUAGUGUCGACAGGACCUUUCCCAGUGACCGAUGAAAAAGAACAAGGUAUCGUGGGACAGUCCACAGCCCUUAUUGCCGUGACUGGAUUGUGUGCCUGUUUAGCAGUUGCUGCCACAGUGUUUGGGAUCAUGGCCUGGAGAGGAAGGAGGAGGCUGACCGCCAAGGAAACGGUCCAAUGAUCACUGUACGGUCCAAUGAUCACUGUACGGUCCAAUGAUCACUGUAGCCACGUAUCCACAGACAUUUAUGCAAUGUGCUUGUUUAGUCACUGUUUAGAUACAAAAACAUAAUUUUGUUUUAAUUAUUGCUUUUCAAUUAUCUUAUUGCUUAAAUGACGUUGUUGUGUUAAAUGACAAACAACUGGUGUAGUGCUUUAAUAUUUACAAUAUGGAUUUACAUUUAUGGGGUAAAAUCUUAAAUUGACUUUAUCAUGAAACGAAACGAGAAAAACGACGUCUGAAAAUAACUGAUGGAACAAUACUAUUUAAAAGAAUUUCAAAACUAAUUUG